Messenger RNA from Trypanosoma theileri, 507 nucleotides. RefSeq lists its product as uncharacterized. NCBI's taxonomy places the organism in Eukaryota, Euglenozoa, Kinetoplastea, Trypanosomatida, Trypanosomatidae. The transcript has a single exon. Bases 1 to 507 code for a protein of 168 amino acids. The record is from RefSeq and is a predicted model, not a curated record.
AUGAAGUAUGAACUAAAGAUGCAGUACUUUGAUGAAUGGAUGAUGCGUUGGCGUAAGUUUCAAACAGAGUCGGAUUGGGAAAUUGAGAAACAUCGUCAAUGGUGGCGUCGGUGUAAUAUGGCGAUCUCAGCAGCGUUGUUUGGGUCACUUGUGCUCUACACUGCGGGUACUGCGACAGUGAAACGACAAUAUGGACUUCCUCAUUUCUUCGAUGUUGGUGUGGAUGGACAGGUGAAACAAACUGUGCUGGAGUUCUUAACCACACGCUGGCGGUACACACCACAGGGAUAUGGCCGUGUUUUAAUUACCGGUGUGCCAACGUAUUUCACGUUUGUGUCCCUUGAACACUAUCAGGAAAAGCGUCGCAUGCAUCAAUAUAUUGAGCAGAACACAGUCUUUGGUGAACAGAUGCGUCGUUUUCUGAAUACAGGUAAAAUUGAGGAGUUCCUCGCGGUAAACAUAAAGGGUUCAUUACCACCGUCCCAAAGAACUCUCUAUGCGUAUUAG